Fusarium sp. VM40 is the source of this 1362-nucleotide messenger RNA. The record is from the annotation of a GenBank genome assembly. Lineage: Eukaryota; Fungi; Ascomycota; Sordariomycetes; Hypocreales; Nectriaceae.
AUGUCUACAAUAAAACCCCCAACAGAACCCCUCGUGGUGGUGCUGGGAUCUACGGGCACAGGGAAGUCAGAUUUAGCGGUCGAGCUUGCAACCCGGUUGAAUGGUGAAAUCAUCAACGCCGAUGCUAUGCAAUUAUACAAUGGAUUACCCAUCAUCACUAAUAAAAUUACUGCUGAGGAGCAACGAGGAAUUCCUCACCAUCUUUUGGGCCAUAUAUCUUUGGAUGAACAGCCCUGGGAUGUUGACAACUUCAAGAGGGAAGCUAUUCGCACAAUACAAGAGAUUCGUGGUCGAGGACGAUUACCCAUUCUGGUUGGCGGUUCUCAAUAUUAUGUCGAUCCCAUACUCUUCAAAGAAGUCAUCCUAGAUGACAUAGAAUUGGAUACAACCAAGUCAUUUCCCAUUCUGGAAGAGUCUGCUGAAGUAAUGCUUCACAAGCUGCGCAAAGUCGACCCUGUCAUGGCCGACCGAUGGCACCCCAAGGAUCGCCGCAAAAUCCAACGCUCACUGGAGAUUUAUCUGAGAAGCGGCAAACGGGCAUCGGAACAUUAUGCCGAGCAGCAGGCUAGAAAAGAAGCUGUGCAAGAUGCCGAUAAGCAACCCUGGGAGAAUUUGCUUUUCUGGGUCUAUUCGGAACGCGAGGUCCUACGUGAACGUCUUGACAAGCGGGUGGACAAGAUGCAAUCGAGCGGUCUCAUGGAUGAACUCCGAGAACUUUACGAUUUUAAGCAUAAGAAAGAAUCCGAGGGCCAAGCUUUGGAUAUGUCGAAGGGUAUAUGGCAGUCGAUCGGAUACAGGCAGUUUGAGCCAUACUUAUCUGCCAUUGACGAGAAGCGAGAAGCUGCUGAGCUCGAAAAGAUCAAGAGCACUGCCCUAGAGGAGAUGAAAGCAGCGACGAGGCGGUACGCUGUCUACCAAACCCGCUGGAUCAGACUCAAACAGAUUCCAAGAUUGCGCGAAGUCGGCCCAGAAGCUAUGAGCAACAUGUAUCUGCUAGACAGUACCGACGUCUCUGCAUACGGACAGAAUGUCGUUGAACCGGCAGUACAAUUGGCGCAGCAGUUUCUUAAAGGUGAAGAACGCCCUGCACCAACUGAGAUUUCCUCCCUUGCCCAAGAGGUUCUAACACAAGUUGGCAACCCGCCUCCAAAAGCAACGCCAUGCAAACGUGUAUGUGAAAUUUGUCACACGGUACUACUGACCGAGGAGGCGUGGGCUCAGCAUCUCAAGAGUGCGACUCAUCGACGUGUUGUCCGCAAGAAAGCCAGAACGUCCUUGGUGCCGGUGGAACAGAAGCAAAAAACUGUUAAGGCCGAUGAGCCAGACUCGGGUCCAGAGUUGGGAUCUAUGUUUUCAGAGUAA